AAUUAUUCAAUAAAAUUGCGCCUUUCUGUCCUUUCUCCCUCGCUCCCUCACCCUCCGGCGGCACCCACUCUUCUCCGGCAAGCACGUACUCCCCUUGUCGAACCAUAUCCUGCGACAGCGAUAGACUCACCUGGAAGGCGGCCGACCCCCACGAACAUCCUUACAGCAACCCUCUCCUCCCGGCGCGACUUACAAGCGUAUAGCGGUCUUGAAGUUGCAGCAGCAAGGUCAAUGAGUAGCAACAUGGAAAGGCCGCAGAAAUCUAGACCUCCCGAAAUUAUUAAGUUGAAUGACGCAGCGAAAUUGGCAGCGGAGUUGAUGAGUAAGAUGACAAAUUGCGAAUGGAAAGAAACUGCAAAUGAUAAUAAAUCAACCGUGGUAGAACCCGAAAAUCGACCUCCUAGACUUGGACUUGGAGCCAAAAUAAGUAGCCAGUUCAGAAAUGGACCUUCUAAUGACCCACUUGAUAGAAAAUUAUAUGCCAAGUUGGACGCUGGGAAAAAGCAAGCUGCUAGAAAGAUGUUGGAGGAUACUCCUGUAGUUAACAAUGAAGAUGACGACGACAACGAUGAUGAAGAAGAGAGUGAAACUGCCAUGUUCGAUAAGAAGCGAGCACCAACUCGAGUAACUAUGCCUCCUUUGUGGACCAAGAAAAAACGAAGGUAGUUUAUUUUUGUAGGUAGG
This is a messenger RNA of Cucurbita moschata (crookneck pumpkin), 684 nucleotides long. RefSeq lists its product as uncharacterized. The coding region runs from base 232 to 666 and encodes 144 amino acids. NCBI's taxonomy places the organism in Eukaryota, Viridiplantae, Streptophyta, Magnoliopsida, Cucurbitales, Cucurbitaceae. The transcript has 4 exons. The record is from RefSeq and is a predicted model, not a curated record.